AUGCGUCCCAAGCCAGUCAUCAGUCUCCGCCUCAAUCUCCAUCCCCCUUCGAACUCCUCCCACUUCACCGCCUCGGUGGCCCAGCCCUCUCCCCCAUUCCAGGCCCCGCGCGGCCGCGCCUGCUCUCGCGAGAGCCGAGCCUUGGCACAAGAUGGCGGCGACGUGAGCGUGUCCCCGCAGCGGGAGGAGCUGCAGCGGGAGCCACAGAACAAAGGCAGCGUGCGGACACGGGGAGGGAUGGAGGAGAGUUCUGGGAUGGGGCCUGGGGUCCAGGCAUGUCCUGCACCAUUGCCCUACUCGGACGUCUAUGGCAGCCCCAGUCAGAGCCCAGCAACCAAACCAGAGAAGGAGCAGCUGUCUCCAGCCUUCUCAGCGGAGGAAUGCAAGCACUCCAGCAGGACCAACACAGGAGGGGGUGUAAACAGCAGCCCCAGUGAGGAGCCACGCCUUCCAAAGCGCAGGCCCCCCUCUUCUGGGCGACAGUUCCCUUGCUCCAGCUAUGGUUGCCGCCUGGCCUUCCCCAACCCUGGGGAACUGGCUCAGCACCUGCACAGUCACUUGCAGCCCACACAGUCCAUGGAAGGGAAACUCUUCUACUGCUCCACGGCCAGCUGCGCAGAGAGCUUCCCCAGCAUGCAGGAGCUGAUGGUCCACACCAAGCUGCACUAUAAGCCCAAUCGAUACUUCAAGUGUGAAAAUUGCCUUCUCCGCUUCCGGACGCACCGCUCCCUCUUCAAGCACCUCCAUGUCUGCUCCGACCAGUCCCACAGCCCAGCCCCGGCCCCCCAGCCCCCUGCCCUGGAGAAGGAGCUGCCUGAUGCUCAGAGACCGGCCGGCCCCAGCCCUGACAAGGCCCCGCUGCUCACGCCGCUGACCCUGCAGCCGGAUCCUCUUCCCCGGGGCCCAUUCCCACUGCUGGAGGCCUCACUCUACAGCUCUGCCGCUCUGCCCUCCUACUCUGGCCAGGCCUCGGGCUCUGUGCCACCCCCCUUCCUACCCUACCUUGGUCCCUCUCCCUAUGGGCUGGCCCCUGGCUCUGGUCCCCAGCGCCUCCGUCCCUUCUUGCCUGCCCAGGCCCAGGGUCUCCCUAGCUCUGGUCCUGGCUCCAGCUCCAACACUAAUGCCGCUGUUUGGAAAAAAAAUCAGGGUUCCAGCAAUAGCCCCAGAAGGCCUCCGGGGAGCUCUGAAGGACCUUCAGGCCACUCUUCUACCAGCCGAAUCGUAUGGGAGCACACCAGGGGCCGCUACACCUGCAUGCAGUGCCCCUUCUCCACUGCCUCCAGGCCAGCCAUGACCCUUCACUUGGAGGAUCAUCGCAAGACUCCGCCCCCUGCACCACCCCCACAGCCACCAUCACCCUCCACACCCCCUCAGCUAGAGGCUCAGGGGGGUACAGUCUGGCCACUGGAACCUAGUCCAGGAUCAUCAAGCGGGCCUCCUUUACUCACAACUCAGUCACCCAGGGCCCAGGGCCCCUCAGGCUCAGGGGAGGACUGGGAUUUCUAGGGCUGCCUCCCCCCCCCAACAAGGCACCCCCUGAGGUAUGGAGCCACUGGCUGCCAGGCAGACUUUGCAGGUGGCUACAGAGACGGUCCACUCUCAGAGGCCCAGGCCCUGGUGACUGCAGGGGGUAGGGAGGUAGAAAACUAUUUUUAUAAAUAACUUAAAUGUUGCAUUGGAACUCUGGGUCCAGUUGACCUGGCAUGGCCCAGGCUCAGCUGGGGUGAGGAUAAUAAAACAGUUGUAUAGGAAGAAUUGGCCUGUCUAAGGAUAUGGGGGUCCAAGAGUCAUUGGGGUGGGG
Messenger RNA from Gracilinanus agilis (Agile Gracile Mouse Opossum), 1801 nucleotides. RefSeq names its product zinc finger protein 414 (gene ZNF414). The coding region runs from base 1 to 1506 and encodes 501 amino acids. The record is from RefSeq and is a predicted model, not a curated record. The transcript has 8 exons. NCBI's taxonomy places the organism in Eukaryota, Metazoa, Chordata, Mammalia, Didelphimorphia, Didelphidae.